AUGCCAGCCAGGAUGAUGAGUGUCCGCGGGAGUGCAGGCAGUGCGGGCGAUGUGAGCGUGGCGGAUAGCCCUCUGGCUACAUUCGAAUCACUCACGCAAGCCGCCGUUAUAGCCGUUAUGGGUGUCGCCAUUGUUGUGUCAAAUCUUCUUAUUAUAGCUGCUUUCCUCAAUUUUAAAGGUCUCUCCAAUGAAGUGAUAAAUUACUACUUACUGUCCCUGGCGGUGGCGGACUUGCUAUGCGGCGUAUUUGUGGUACCUUUGUCGGUGUACGCUGCUAUCACAGGUCGCUGGAUGUUUAGCGACCUAAUGUGCCGACUCGCUGGUUACGUCGAGGUCACUCUGUGGUCCGUUUCUGUUUAUACUUUCAUGUGGAUAUCGGUAGACCGCUAUCUCGCGGUCCGGAAACCUCUCCGAUAUGAGACGGUUAGUGCAACGGUACAAACUCGCACUCGAAGUCAAUGUUGGAUGGUUUUUACUUGGAUAUCCGCUGCCAUGUUGUGCUGUCCACCUCUACUUGGAUAUAAAAAGGACGCAAAUUUCGACAAGGAGACAUUUAUCUGCAUGCUGGACUGGGGCACUACGUACGCUUACACUGCAACACUGGGAAUACUCGUUCUAGGCCCCAGCGUUAUUUCUAUAGUUUACAAUUAUUUUUACAUCUUUUCUAUGAAACGCAAGCUAAAUAGUGGCGCGCCUAUACAUGAUAAGGAGUAUGCUACCGCUUUAGCUGAAAAUCUGUCUAAUCCAAGUCAUUGGAUGAGUUUUGUUCUCGUAUGUGUUUUUUGGCUAAGUUGGGCACCCUAUGCUGGAGUGAGAUUGUAUGAGUAUUUCACCGAUCAAGAGUUAAAGAUUCCAAUGUUACAUUUCGGUGUUGUAUGGCUUGGAAUACUAAAUUCUUUUUGGAAAAUCGUUAUAUUGAUAUCUCUGAGCCCACAAUUUCGCCUAGCUCUCAGAAUUUUGUGCUUGACGGCAUGUUGUCGUACCAAGGGACGUUUGCAAGCAGAACUGAUAGGAAUGGAUAAUGACGAUUAACCUUUUUUACGACGAGCUACGAGCAUUUUACCAGUACAUUGUUUAAAUUUUUAUAAAAGAACAUACGAGAAAAUAUGGGUAUAGAAAUAAUCCAGAGUUAAUAUCACUUUAAAUUACUUUGGAUUAUUGGGUACUGAUAGGUACGUAUUGUCACCUGUUUGUGAAACUCCGUUUGUACAGUGCGAUGCGAUUAUAUUGUAGUUAUUUACUGUAGUGUGAGACAAAAAUAAAUAUUUUUACACAUGUACAAGAUGUAAGGGGUUUAUAAAUAUUACGAUGCAUUAAAGUUAUAAUAAGCCUAAUUUCAACUAUUAAAGUAGACUAGUUCCCGAUGUUAAGAUUCUCAAGAGUUUUACAUGUAAUCUUAAUUUAUGGUGUAUACGAAACCCUAACUGUCCCGUGUUUCUUUUAAUACAGCUAUUGCCAUAUUCAUUCUUUCAAUUUAAUGAGUAAAUAUAUCGUGAACGGAGUCGUUGUAGUGUCGCGAAAUUUUCAUCGAUGUUAGCGGGGAAGGUGUUCCGAAAUUUCAAAUAUUAUAAAUAUUUAAAAAUUAUGGACUUCUAAAUGAAACAGAUAUCCUUAAAUAUUAAUUAUCUCGGAACUUUAUUUUAAUAUAACUUAUUCAAAAAAGAUAUACAUAGAUAAUUCUCUUUUUUUAUGACACUCUUGUUCUUACGUUUUGUCUCAUGCUUCAGUGUCUUAAAUACUUGCGGUAUGUUCACGUAAAUAAUGAUAAAUAUAUUUUGUUAAGGGCCGCUUAUCAAGCAAUUUAUAUUAAGUACAUGAAAAUAUGAAUUAAAAGGUUGUUCUUAGACAUUUGUAUUAAAAAAAAAAGAUACUUCUCGGCCUAGUAUGUAAUUAAAAUGAGUACAAAUUAUCCGAAAAGGAAAUAAAUGUCAGUUAUAAUCUAUGCUUGUUACGUUUCACACUGUGCCAACGCCGAAAUACGUUACGUGUUACAAUGUAGACAAACGUCAUGAGUGUACAUACUAGUAUAUAUGUAUCUAAUUAUUGUAAAUUUUAUAUUCAUAUGUAUUGUAUCAAAAUAGUAUUUUAUAUACAGGCGUGUUUCAUUUGAUAUAUUUUCGACAU
Messenger RNA from Achroia grisella, 2124 nucleotides. RefSeq names its product G-protein coupled receptor 52 (gene DopEcR). Lineage: Eukaryota; Metazoa; Arthropoda; Insecta; Lepidoptera; Pyralidae. Gene Ontology annotation, molecular function: peptide binding; G protein-coupled receptor activity. The coding region runs from base 1 to 1032 and encodes 343 amino acids. The transcript is spliced from 3 exons. Gene Ontology annotation, biological process: G protein-coupled receptor signaling pathway. The record is from RefSeq and is a predicted model, not a curated record. Gene Ontology annotation, cellular component: membrane.